Hirsutella rhossiliensis is the source of this 969-nucleotide messenger RNA. Its product is annotated as YIF1 domain-containing protein. The record is from RefSeq and is a predicted model, not a curated record. Lineage: Eukaryota; Fungi; Ascomycota; Sordariomycetes; Hypocreales; Ophiocordycipitaceae. Gene Ontology annotation, cellular component: endoplasmic reticulum-Golgi intermediate compartment; endoplasmic reticulum membrane; Golgi membrane. The coding region runs from base 1 to 969 and encodes 322 amino acids. Gene Ontology annotation, biological process: endoplasmic reticulum to Golgi vesicle-mediated transport. The transcript has 4 exons.
AUGCAACGGGCGUCGUACGGGCAGUCGCCCCCGUUGCACCACCCCGUGCCUCAGCACGUCUCCACGGUCCCCCAGCUUCGUUCGCCGCCGCCGCCGCCGGGCUCGGCGCAGUCGCAGCAGCAGGGCUAUGGCGGCGGCACGCCCUACCAGCAGCAGGGCGCCUCGGCCGGCAAUGUUUUUGGCGCCUACGGCCAGUUCAUGAACGACCCGACGGCCCAGGUCGCCGCCCAGGUUGGCCAGACGGCCUUCAAGCACGGCCAGGAAUACGUCGAGCAGAACUUUGGUCGUUUCGUCAACGUCUCCGCCCUCAAACACUACUUUAAUGUCUCCAACUCGUACGUCGUCAACAAGCUCUUCCUCGUCUUGUUUCCCUGGCGGCACAAGCCCUGGUCACGCAAACAGGCCGUCGGCGUCAAUGGCCAGGAGGGAUGGUAUCUGCCUCCGCGAGAGGACAUCAACAGCCCCGACAUGUACAUUCCAGUCAUGGCUCUCGUCACCUUUAUCCUUCUCUCCACCCUCAUCGCCGGGCUGAGGGGCAAGUUCCAGCCGGAACUACUGGGGUACACGGCCACGACCGGACUGGUGGUGGUGAUUGUCGAGAUCGUCGCGCUGAAGCUGGGGUGCUAUCUGUUGAGCAUCUCUAGCCAGUCUCAGCUCCUCGAUCUCAUCGCCUAUUCGGGAUAUAAGUUUGUCGGCAUCAUCGUCACCGUUGCUGUCGCCGAGGUUUUCAGCGGAGGCAAGGGUACUGGUGGCUGGGUCGGCUGGGCAGUCUUUUUCUACACAUUCCUCGCCAACUCUUUGUUCUUGAUGCGAUCUCUCAAGUAUGUUUUGCUUCCAGAGACGGCCGGUAACGCUGGCGGUCCCAUGCAAACCGAUUCACGAGCCAAACGCGCCCAGAGGACCCAAUUCCUCUUCUUCUACUCGUACAUUGUCCAGUUCUUCUUCAUGUGGGUUCUUACCCGGGCUUGA